Molecule: messenger RNA, 1254 nt
Organism: [Candida] anglica
Lineage: Eukaryota; Fungi; Ascomycota; Pichiomycetes; Serinales; Debaryomycetaceae
Source: the annotation of a GenBank genome assembly
AUGGGUAAGGAAACUGUUAUUGCGCUCGUGGGGAAACCUUCGUCCGGGAAGUCCACCACCUUGAACUCGCUCACCGAUGCAAACGCCAAGGUGGGUGCAUUCCCGUUCACAACAAUCGAUCCAAACAAGGCCACAGGGUAUUUGGAGGUGGAUUGUGCUUGUGCCAGGUUCGGCAAACAGGACUUGUGUAAGCCAAACUACGGCUACUGUAGAGACGGGAAACGUGGGGUGCCCAUCAUGUUGUUGGACGUUGCUGGAUUGGUCCCCAAUGCUCAUUUGGGCCGUGGGUUGGGGAACAAAUUCUUGGGAGACUUGACCGAAGCUGACUGUUUGAUCCAUAUUGUCGAUGCCAGUGGGACCACCAACGCCGAGGGUAAGGCCACUAGAGGGUAUGAUCCCUUGGCCGAUAUUGAGUGGCUUCAAGAUGAACUCUUCCAAUGGAUUUUGGGGAACUUGAUGGAAAGAUGGGGGUCUGUCGUUCGUAGACACACUGCCACCAAAAGCACCAACUUGGAAACCUUGAGACAACAAUUGGGUGGGUAUUCCGCCACCAAGCAUCUCAUUGGGUUGGCCCUCGACAAGGUGCCAGACGUGGGGCCACUUCAAGAAUGGGACACUGCCACCAUUGAAAGAGUUGUGCGUGCCUUCAUGCUGGUGAAGUUCCCCACUGUUCUUUCAUUAAACAAGAUGGAUCAUCCAGAUUCUGAUAAGAAUGUUUCCAAGAUCAUUUUACAACAUCCAGAGCUGAAGUGUGUGCUCACGUCGCUGAUCACCGAGGUGUUUUUAAGGAAAUUGGCCCUGCAAAACUACAUCAAAUACGAUGCAGGGACGGAAUUUGUUGAUACUACUGACGAUUUGACUCCUGAAGAGAUUGCCAAAUACGGCUUGAAGCCCUUAGACGAGAAGUUACGUCGUAGAAUUGAAAACAUUAGAGACUUGGUCUUGUACAGAUUUGGUCUGACUGGAGUUGUUCAGCUCUUGCAGGCUGCUGCAGACACGUUGGAGCUUGUCCCUGUGUACCCGGUACGUAACGUGAACAACUUCACGGGUGGAUCCGGAAACCAAGUGUUCAGAGACUGUGUGUUGGUGAAGAGAGGCACCCCGGUGCUCUCGGUGGCACGUAAGAUCAUGGGGGAUGUGACGAUUGCCGCCAUUGAAGGCGUGGGCGGGUCCAGAGUCGGUGAAGAAGAUACUGUCGAUCGCGGGAAGAACGACAUUCUUUCGUUCAAGAUUGUUCCAGGGGGAGGAAAUUAG